Messenger RNA from Owenia fusiformis, 1443 nucleotides. The record is from the annotation of a GenBank genome assembly. Lineage: Eukaryota; Metazoa; Annelida; Polychaeta; Sabellida; Oweniidae.
AUGGAUGGCGCAGAAUUUAGGCGAAGGGGAAAAGAGAUGAUAGGUUAUGUCGCAGAUUAUUUAGAAAACAUUCAAGAGAGACGUGUGUUUCCAACUGUUGAGCCAGGGUAUCUGCAUCAACUUAUUCCUGACCAUGCCCCUCAAGAAGGGGAGAAAUGGGAAGACCUCUUUAAGGAUAUAGAGAGGGUCAUUAUGCCAGGGGUGACGCACUGGAACCAUCCACAGUUUCAUGCCUACUUCCCCUCAGCAACCUCCUACCCGGCUAUAUGUGCUGAUAUUCUAUCUGAUGCCAUUGGCUGUCUAGGCUUCACCUGGGCUUCCAGUCCAGCAUGUACUGAGCUAGAGGUGGUGAUGAUGGAUUGGUUGGCCAAACUAUUGAGUCUCCCAGAACAGUUCCUAUCUGGUGGCAAAGGAGGGGGAGUUAUACAGGGUUCAGCAGGAGAAGCCACACUUGUUGCUCUGCUGGCUGCCAGACAUAAAGCUGUACAUGACUACAGACAAACUCAUCCUGGAGUUAAGGAUGAUGAAGACGUUGCAGUUAAACUCGUGGCUUAUUGCUCAGAUAAUGCACAUGUCUCUGCUGAACGAGCUGGUCUUCUAGGGCACGUGAAAAUAGUAAAACUGCCUACUGAUGACAAUAAUAGUUUACGUGGGGACAUACUUCAGGAAGCAAUAAACAAAGACAAGGCAAUGGGACACAUACCAUGUUUUGUAUGUGCAACCUUGGGUACAACAAAUUGCUGUGCAUUUGACAACAUAAAAGAACUUGGGCCUAUAUGUGAGAAAGAAGGGGUCUGGAUGCACAUUGACGCUGCCUAUGCAGGAAGUGCCUUUAUCUGUCCAGAAUAUAGAUACCUACUGGAUGGUGUUGAGCAUGCAAUGUCUUUUGACUUCAACCCUCAUAAAUGGUUGCUGGUAAACUUUGACUGCUCAGCAAUGUGGUUGAAAGACUCAUCAUAUCUAAUUGAUGCAUUUAAUGUUGAUGCUGAAUUUCUUAAGACUGGGAGAAAUGGUAUAAAGAAAACCAUGCCAGACUUCAGACACUGGCAGCUUUCAUUUAGCAGAAGAUUCCGAUCUCUAAAGCUGUGGUUUGUUUUGAGACUGUAUGGCGUGAGAGCACUACAGGAGAAUAUUCGAAAGCAUAUUGCACUUGCCCGUGAGUUUGAAGGCUUGGUGGUAAAAGAUGGAAGGUUUGAGAUUGUUGCUGAGGUCAUUAUGGGACUGGUGUGCUUCAGAAUGAAGGGACCAAAUGAACCGAAUAAGAAGCUUCUAGAACUUAUCAUUAAAGAUGGCAGAAUCCACCUUGUAGCUUCAAAAAUCAGAGCCACCUAUUGCAUCAGAUUUUGUGUAGUUGCAAACCAAACCGAUUCCAAUGAUAUUAAAUACGCAUGGAGUGUCAUAGCUGAACUGGCAACUAGAAUUAUAAAUGAAAACAGACAAUGA